UCCUGAUGGCGAGAGUGUCAGCAGGCUCAAGCUCGUGGGAAUGAUCCUUUACGAAACUCUGCGGCUGUAUCCACCAGCAAUUGAGGUGAUCAGGGAGUGUGUGGAGGAGUCUUGGCUGCAAGAUUUACACGUUCCAAAAGGAGUAUCUGUGUCGUUUCCAAUCACUGGAUUGCAUCAGGAUAAGGAGCUCUGGGGAGAAGAUGCAGGCCAAUUCAAUCCGGAUCGCUUCAAAGAUGGGUUCUCAAGCGCGUGCAAGCAUCCAAAUGCUUUCAUGCCGUUUUCGUUUGGGCAGCGGGUGUGCGUGGGCCAGCCGUUUGCGAUGAUCGAAGCCAAAGUCAUUCUGGCUAUGAUACUACAGUGUUCCGGCUUCACCGAACUACCACCAUAAUCCUGCGAUGAAGUUUGGCUUGAAGCCUAUCCAUGGAGUGCCGCUUGUACUCAGUAAAAUGUGAUGCAUGUUCGUGGCAUUAGACGUUCAUAAAAGUUAUGUUUGUUGAACUACUCCGAGUUCUUGAACCAAACUGGUUGAUAAAUCA
Selaginella moellendorffii is the source of this 536-nucleotide messenger RNA. RefSeq names its product cytochrome P450 72A13-like. Bases 41 to 388 code for a protein of 115 amino acids. The record is from RefSeq and is a predicted model, not a curated record. Gene Ontology annotation, molecular function: iron ion binding; monooxygenase activity; heme binding. The transcript is spliced from 2 exons. NCBI's taxonomy places the organism in Eukaryota, Viridiplantae, Streptophyta, Lycopodiopsida, Selaginellales, Selaginellaceae.